AUGGCACAGCUCUAUCUCAACGUCACAGCCCUCGGAGCCGCCGACGGCGCCUCGACAAUCGAGUGCUGGCAGGUCAAGUCCCCCUUCGUAAUAGCGACCGAUGCGGGCACGGCGGGCUCGGCAAUCGCUCAGUUGGGCAAUGUCGCCAACCUGUCCUACCUCGCCAUCCCGCCCAACUUCGACGGAGGCUUGCACAGAGCACCAGCCAAGCAAUGGGUCUACUUCACCUCCGGCCUGGCCUACAUCACCGUGCCCAGCAAUGACAGCGUCGGGGCGUACGUGACGGGCGGCGAGUUCGGCCUGAUCUUCGCUGCGGAUACGGCGGACGUGAGCACGGAGGGCCAUCGCACUCAGUAUCCCAGUAGCACGCAGACCAUCGGGCUUCAGCUUCCGACUUUGAAUGGGGAGGUCCCGGCACAUGAUGUCUUGCACUCUGGGCCUUGCAUCACGGGUGAAGUCAGUGGACUGCGGGCCUUGGUGUAG
Molecule: messenger RNA, 483 nt
Organism: Anthostomella pinea
Lineage: Eukaryota; Fungi; Ascomycota; Sordariomycetes; Xylariales; Xylariaceae
Source: the annotation of a GenBank genome assembly